Molecule: messenger RNA, 2382 nt
Organism: Paramisgurnus dabryanus
Lineage: Eukaryota; Metazoa; Chordata; Actinopteri; Cypriniformes; Cobitidae
Gene: napsa
Product: napsin A aspartic peptidase
Biological process (GO): proteolysis
Cellular component (GO): lysosome
Molecular function (GO): aspartic-type endopeptidase activity
Source: RefSeq, a predicted model, not a curated record
AGGUUCUCCGAACGGUAUUUACGCCUUCAUAUAUUGCGCACAACGGGCGGCGCUGGGAGUAUUUACUUUAAAUUUUCUUUUACAAGUCUUGUUUUUAACAUUAGUUGAUCUAAACGAUCAGACCAUGAAUCGCUUUCUUCUGCUCGCAUUUGUAUGCUGGCAGCUAUUUGCGGACAGCAACGCAAUAAUCAGAAUUCCUCUAUAUAAAACUCGCACUGUGCGGCGCAUGCUGGCAGACAAUGGAAAGACUAUUGAAGAGAUCAAAUCUAUGGCAAAGUUAUCUUAUAAGACGGCCUACAAUAAACCAGUUACAGCAACACACGCCCCACACACAACUCCAAUACCAAGACCUGUUGAAAAACUCACCAACUUCAUGGAUGCCCAAUAUUUUGGAGUGAUCAGUAUCGGCACUCCUCCUCAAAACUUUACGGUCCUCUUUGACACCGGAUCAUCCAACCUCUGGGUUCCAUCUAUUCAUUGCUCCUUUCUGGACAUAGCGUGCUGGUUUCAUCAUCGCUACAACUCAAAGAAGUCAAGCACGUACGUUAAGAACGGAACCGAGUUCUCAAUCCGGUAUGGCACAGGGAGUUUGUCCGGCUUUGUCAGUCAGGAUACAGUCGCUUUGGCAGGGUUGAAGGUGCCUAACCAGCAGUUUGCCGAGGCGGUUAAUCAGCCUGGAAUUGUGUUUGCUGUAGCACGCUUCGAUGGAGUGCUGGGCAUGGGAUACCCCGCCAUUUCUGUAGACGGCAUCACACCAUGGUUCGACACGGCUAUGGCUGCCAAAAUCCUGCCCCAGAAUGUCUUCUCUUUUUACAUCAACAGGGACCCUGUAGGUGAGGUUGGAGGCGAGUUGAUGCUGGGAGGUUUUGACCAGCAGUAUUUUGAUGGUGAUCUGCAUUACGUCAAUGUCACACGGAAAGCCUACUGGCAGAUUGAGAUGGAUAAAGUUCAGGUCGGCAGUACACUUACCCUGUGCAAAGGUGGUUGCCAGGCCAUUGUCGACACAGGAACGUCAUUAAUCACAGGACCAUAUCAGGAGGUGCGGGCGCUGCAGAAAGCCAUCGGAGCUUUGCCACUGCUUAUGGGAGAGUACUGGAUUGACUGUAAGAAGAUUCCAUCACUUCCCGUUAUAUCCAUCAGUCUGGGUGGGAAGAUGUUCAACCUCACCGGAGAAGACUAUGUUAUGAAGGUGACUCAUAUGGGAUUUAGUGUCUGCCUGUCUGGUUUUAUGGCUAUGGAUAUCCCGCCACCCGCCGGGCCUCUGUGGAUUCUGGGAGAUGUUUUCAUCGGCCGCUAUUACAGUGUGUUUGAUAGGGAAGCUGACCGCGUGGGGUUCGCUCGUGCUAAGUGAAGUCAGUGAAUCAGCCUAUUGUAUGUCUGGAUAUAAUGGCCAGCUGUUAGGAGUAAACACUUGGGUUAAAGCUGGUAAAUUCAUUCCUUUUUUAAGUAAGUAAGCAAUGAGAAAUGAACAAAUGUGGUAGCGCUUUAUAGUAAGCUAAUAUGAAAUAACAUUGAACAAAACGUUUGCAUCAUUUAUUGAUCUUGGUUGCAGAGUAAAGGGAUAGUUCACCCAAAAAUGAUUUAGUUCUCCUCAAGUUGUUUUGCUAAACACAAAGGAAGAUAUUUGUAAUCAAGCAGGAAACGGGAAGUUUCAAAAACUUUGUGGUUAAAACAUUGCUCAAAAUAUUUUUGUUUAGCAGAACAAAUAAAUGUAUACAGGUUUGGAACAACCUGAUUAACCCUUUAAUAUAUACAUUUUGUAAUUUUUAAGUGAAAUCAUGCUUGUUAAUAGUAUAUAAGUUGUGUACAUUUAAGAUGAACCUAGAUUAGUAAAUGUCAAAUUGAGUUGAUUGUUAGUUCAUAAUGAAUCAUCUGUUUAACCUUAUCGUAAAGUGUUACCACAUGCUUUAAUAGAAAUGAUAUACAUUCCAAAGAAUGAAACCAAAGCCAUACUGAGGUUUCUGCGUGCUUCCAUAUUUUGGUUGAAGCCUUACAAUUUGUUUUUAUUUUGCACUGAAUUGCAAUGUAUAACGGUGUUGUAAAAAAGCAUAGUUGAUAUUUUAUACUUUUGCUAUUAAUUAUUUUGUAAUGUAAUAAAAAAAUUUAAAAUUCGAUUUUGUAAGACAAACCAAUGGUAAAUGUUUGGUAUUCUGGUUACGUAAGUCUCAAAAGCUUUGUAUGCGUGAUUUUUGUUAAUGUGGAUAAUAGUAUAAUACUUUGUUUUCAUGAUGUAUUAAUUGUGUUUCUCUUAAUAGAUAAUUUGUAGGAAGCUGAUCAUAAGCACAUGAGUGAUUUUUAAUAUUUACCAAUAAUCAAACAAUUCUACUAGGAUUUGAAGUAAAAAUUAUUUCAAGUUUUACUUUAAAUAAAGUUUUUUUUGUA